CCUGAGGAAGUGACGACAGGAGGUGCCCUUGACAGGCGGGGAGGCGGGCCGUGCAUCCUUCCGCUCGCGCUGCAGGGAGAUGGCUCAACGAUUUCUCCUGAGGAGGUGCCUGACCUCUGUCAUCUCCAGGAAGCUCCCUCAGGGUCGGUGGGCACUCCUCACCUCCGGAGCCCUGCAGAGCCCACAGUGCAGUCCUGGGGGCCUAACAGUAACACCCAGCCCAGCCCGGACAAUAUCCACCACCAGAGUCUGCUUAACCACCUUCAAUAUCCAGGAUGGACCUGACUUUCAAGACCGAGUUGUGAACAGUGAGACGCCAGUGGUUGUGGAUUUCCAUGCACAGUGGUGUGGCCCCUGCAAGAUCCUGGGGCCCAGGUUAGAGAAGAUGGUGGCCAAGCAGCACGGGAAGGUGGUGAUGGCCAAGGUGGACAUCGAUGACCACACAGACCUCGCCAUCGAGUAUGAGGUGUCAGCCGUGCCCACCGUGCUAGCCAUCAAGAACGGGGACGUGGUAGACAAGUUUGUGGGCAUCAAGGAUGAGGACCAGCUGGAGGCCUUCCUGAAGAAGCUGAUUGGCUGACAGGCAGGGCUGCGUUCUCCCUGUCCCAGGGAGGAGCCCAGUAGAACUCAGCCCCGCUGCCAGCCCCUCCCCUGUGGACCAGUGGUCCCAAGCUGGCCAGCUGCCAGGGCAGCCGCAGAGGAGGGGUGCUACUGCAGAUCUGGGGCGCCGUCUUCCACCCAUCUCCUUUUGUCUGCUCCCUCUAGGGCCUGCUGCGGUUCCCCAGGAAGCCCGAGAGUCCAGGCAGCCGGCAGCCACCGGUCCAGGCAGGGGCAGCUCAGUCCUCCCUCCCCUUGGUCCUACUGAUCCGAAUGUCCAGCUGGGCCCAUCUGCCUCUGCCUUUUCCCCUCCUGCUGCUGUUUUGUGAAAAGGAAACAAGAAGCCACAUGAAUGAGAGUGCUAGAUAGUUCCCUCAUUUCUUGUAGGUCUGUAAUAAAGAACUUUAUAUGACCCUCUUCUCCCUUCUGCUGUGAAGGGCAGAUCCUGAGCCCCACACUCGUCCCCCUGCCCCCCUCCCUCCCUCCCCAGGCUCAGGGCAGAGAGGGCAGCAUGGGGCUGCGGGCUCCCUCAUUAGCCAGCCCUUUGGUUCUCAGGGCAGGAGGCCUGACUGUGAACAAAUUAGACCAAUAAAACCAGGGUUCGUACUGCCA
This is a messenger RNA of Perognathus longimembris pacificus (Pacific pocket mouse), 1209 nucleotides long. RefSeq names its product thioredoxin 2 (gene Txn2). The transcript has 4 exons. Gene Ontology annotation, cellular component: mitochondrion. Gene Ontology annotation, molecular function: protein-disulfide reductase activity. Gene Ontology annotation, biological process: cell redox homeostasis. The record is from RefSeq and is a predicted model, not a curated record. The coding region runs from base 80 to 580 and encodes 166 amino acids. Lineage: Eukaryota; Metazoa; Chordata; Mammalia; Rodentia; Heteromyidae.